UCUUGUUUAGCACAUUGAACAUGGCCGCGUCCAUGAUUAGAAGUUUGAAUUAUACUGAACUGUCAAAUAGUGGUCAAUAAUAUUGUAUAUAAAUUAUUUGAGUUAGAAAUAUAUUAUUGUCCGUGCAUAUUUUUGAAAGUAUGCAGUACUAGGCGCGUGGGAAGUAUUUAGUCUUAUUACAUACGAAUAUAAAUACCAUAAAUACGAGCACAGCGACAUGAGAUAUGGCUCGUUCAUCGGUAUCAGCGCAAUGUGAUUUAAUGGCAUCGUAUAUGGACGGGAUUCACGUUAAAAUCGCAGAGGCCUAUAAACCACCAAGAAAAAUAUGUUUACCUGCUGCUUGUAAUAAUAAAUUACUGGACGUGACAAAAUUAACGUAUGACUUUAGCUUAGAACGAUCGGUACUUGAGAAGAUGACAGAAUGGCGUAAUGUUAGACAAGCAAAUAGCAAAGCACGGCAAGCGCGAUUGGAAGAGAAAAGAAGAAAAGAAAAGAAAGAAUCCUCACCGCCACCACCACCUCCAUUGCCCGAUGUUACAAAGCCUAUAAAUGCACCUGUGCCUGAAACAACAAUUCUUACUCCACAGCCUUUAUCUCCACCUGCCAAUGAUCUUCAAGAUCAUGUAAAAACAAAUGGUCUUGACUAUGCUGAUUUUGAUAACGAUACAAGUAGCCCGUUUGACAAUAUGGAAUUAAAAUCAAUCAAUGAGAUGGAAGAACUUGCUCAGGUAUUACAGCCUACAUCUCAAUGGGUGCCACUGGCGAAACUGGAGAAUAUAUUAAAUGACUUGACUGUUAAUGAUCAAUCAGAAAUUCAAAUGCAAGAGAAGAAUGAUAGCGUUAAAAAUGAAAUGAUUAAUCAAGAAGAAAAUAAUAAACAAGAAAAUAUUAAACAUCGCAGCGUAUCUGCGAUUGUACAAGAACUCCAAAGAGAUUUGAAAAGACCUAUAAUGAAGGAUUGGAAAUCUUGGCCAAAUUUAGAAAGUCCUGAUACUAGCUCUCAUGAAACUUUGAAACAGGGAGAAUCAGUGGUAACAAAUCAAGUAGCGAACGUACUAUCGGAUUUAACAGAGGAGGAUAAAAAGUUGGCUCGUCAUUUGAACGAUAUGGGAUUUCCUUUAUCGAGAGCCGCUCGUGCUAUACGUGAGUUAGGCGGUCAAGAUAAUAAAAAAAUUGUGGAAUAUUUAUUAACUGUCCAGUCUCUAGAGGAAAUAGGGAUUUCUGGAGAGGAUGCAGAGAAAGCUCUUACCCUUACAGAAUAUAAUCAAGGAAAAGCGAAAACCUAUUGUGAAAAUUUACGCACUUUACGAGACUUAGGUUUCCCUGAAGCAGAGGCAUCUGCCGCACUUUUAAAGUGUGAUAUUGAUCGCGACAGAGCUUUAGAUCUUCUAAUAUCUUGAACGUAGAAUUAUAUUUAUGAUAAUUAUUAUUAAUGUGGUCUAAACAAAUUUUUUAUUGUAUGAGAGUUAUAAAUUUGCU
Messenger RNA from Ceratina calcarata, 1479 nucleotides. RefSeq lists its product as uncharacterized. Gene Ontology annotation, biological process: ubiquitin-dependent protein catabolic process via the multivesicular body sorting pathway. The transcript is spliced from 5 exons. Bases 225 to 1400 code for a protein of 391 amino acids. Lineage: Eukaryota; Metazoa; Arthropoda; Insecta; Hymenoptera; Apidae. The record is from RefSeq and is a predicted model, not a curated record. Gene Ontology annotation, molecular function: ubiquitin binding. Gene Ontology annotation, cellular component: ESCRT I complex.